AUGGAAGGAGAAGGAGUGUUUUGUCACCAGUGCCGCCAAAAGACCACCAGACGUGUGUUCGUGUGCCACAACGUCAUGGGGACAUGCCAACUCAAGAUCUGUGACCGGUGCCUCAAGAAAAGAUAUGAUGGAAGUGUAGAUGGUACUGUCAUUACAGAAGAGGAGGCUGCUGCAGAUGAUUGGAAGUGUCCGAAAUGCAGCGGGAAAUGCAACUGCAGUGAGUGCAUGAGGCGACAGGGUAAGGAACCUCAUGGUCGAGUUAGGUCUGGCUCAAAAAAGCCUUCAGUGGAGGAGCCUGCGGAAGGGUCUGAGCCAAAGAGAGAAGGAGGUAAACAAAUAGAAGACGUUGCAGCAAAGGGAAAGAGGAAGGCCAAGGCUCCUAAGGAACCCCGCAGAGUGAAGGCAAAGGAGGAAGUAGUUGAGCCUGAACUUCAUCUGCCUUUAGGGGUUCCUCUAACAACUGUUGCGGGCAUUGAACUACAUCCUCAGGAUAUAGGACAUGCCCUACAGUUCAUACAGUUCUGCGUGGCCUUCGAAGAGGUUUUUGGAUUCAGCAAAGCACAAGCUGAAUCUCUUCUCAGGGACCUGGUGCUUCAACAGUACACCUCCGUAUUUCAAUUCCACUCCAGACUCUUAUCUGUACAGGAGGUGGAAUUAAAAGAAGAUAUCAGGCCUUUGAGCGAGGAUUCCUGGUUCGAACAUUUGAGGUGCUACUUCUCUGAGUCUCAACUCCUACUGAAGGAACUACCCUCCGAUUUCUUUAGUAGAGGAGUUGAGGGGUACCUCUCCUUGGACUUCUCCCAGAAGCUUAGAGUCCUGAAUUUCCUUUGUGAUGAGGCUCUUGACACUAAAAAAUUGAGCAAAUUUAUAGAAAGACAAGAAGGAAUAUUCACUGAAAGAAAGAGGGAAGCAAACCAAAAACUUUCUGCUGCAAAGGCUAAGGAACUAAGUCUCAAAGGGCAAUUGAAAUCUGAGGUGUCCAAAGCCAUUGCUGCAGAAGAAACUGCUGCUUCAUCUUCAGAUCACAAAACUACUGUUUCGCGAUUAAAGAGUGAAGCAGCUCAAGCUCAUGCAGAAUUGCUUCAAGCCAAAGCCUUGAAAUCAAAAUUGAUAGCACAUGAUUCAAUACGAACAGAGCCUUAUCUGUUCGAUGAAAAUGGUCAUGCAUUUUGGAGAUUGACAGGCUAUGAUGCUGGAAUGGAUAUGUUGCUUCAAGAUGUGGGAACUUGGGAUCCAUUUACAUCUUCUGAUGAGAAGUGGUUCCUGUAUGAAGAAGAAAAGAAAGAAGCAGUAGAAAAGUACUGCUCUUCUGUAAGAACUAGGAAGCUUAUGAAUGAAAACCUGUCUCAAACACUUCCUUCAAGUUCUGGAAGCAAGGAUGAGGAGAAGCUUGAAAAUGCGACUACUGGAAGCGAAGAAGAAGGCAUAGCCAAAAGUAGUGCAGAAGAGUAA
This is a messenger RNA of Fragaria vesca subsp. vesca, 1452 nucleotides long. RefSeq lists its product as uncharacterized. The transcript is spliced from 12 exons. Gene Ontology annotation, cellular component: nucleus. Gene Ontology annotation, biological process: regulation of DNA-templated transcription. NCBI's taxonomy places the organism in Eukaryota, Viridiplantae, Streptophyta, Magnoliopsida, Rosales, Rosaceae. Bases 1 to 1452 code for a protein of 483 amino acids. The record is from RefSeq and is a predicted model, not a curated record.